AUGGCUGUAAUCCCGUUGUGUUGCAGCUGCAUUCCUCUGGAGAUUGCUCAGAAGACCCGAUUUUGUACCGUUUGGAAGCCGUAUAGGGCAGUUGUGGGAUUAUGGUGUGUUGCUCUAGGGAUGGUAACGCCGCCUCUUCUGAUAGGCGGCACGGUCUUUAAAAUCGGCCUGGUCGGGCCGUGGAACUGCGAUCCGUUUUUCUCCAAGGCCUUUCCCCAAGCGGCCGCUAAGUUAGCUGUGCAACGAAUAAAGAAGGAUCCCUCGUUUAACGUUGCCCGUGACUUGGACUGGACAUUGAUAGAACAGGACUGUCAGACCUGCAGGGGUCUAGCCGGAUUCGCGGGCUAUGAAAGACUUUCCUCGGCUUUCGUGGGGCCGCUGAACCCCGGCUACUGCGGCACGGCCUCCUUGCUCGGUAAGACCUGGAAGAAAGCCAUCUUCUCGUGGACGUGUUUUAACUACAAACGGGACCGUCCAAACUGCCCCCCCUCGCUCGUCGGGACGCUGCCCUCGCCCGCCGACGUCCUUGUGGCCGUGCUGAAAUAUUUUAACUGGGCUCACGUUGGCAUCAUCUCAUCCCAAGGGGACUUCUGGCUGGACACGGCCAAUCAACUGGCCGUCACCUUGAGGAACCAGGGACUGCUCGUACAACUUGUUACGGCGAUUGACGAUGGAGAUUCAAGAGCCGAAGGGACUUGGGCAAGGAUACAGGCUGCUGGGGACAUUAAAGUUCUCAUUCUGUGCAUGCCUUCGGCCCUGGUCGGAGGAGAAGAUCAGGCCGCCCUGCUAACCCAGGCCCAGGAGAUGGGUCUGGCCGAUGGGAGGUACACUUUUGUGCCGUACGACACCCUGCUCUACAGCCUUCCUUAUCGGAACCACUCCUACUUCCUCCUCGACAAGGACCGCGUGUUCCGGGAGGCUUACGAUGCCGUCCUGACCAUCACCUUGGAGUCUGGAGAGCAGACGUUUUAUGAAGCAUUCGGGGCAGCAAAGAAAAGAGGCGAAAUAGCAACAGAUCUGGAACCGCAGCAGGUGACUCCUCUCUUUGGGACUAUCUAUGAUGCUAUUUACCUCGUCGCAAAAGCUUUAGACAAGGCACAUCGGCCCGGGGCUUCAGAGCUCUCGGGGAUGACGCUGGCAGAACAUGUGAAGAACCUCGACUUUGUGGGAUUCGGCCGCAGGGUCCAGGUCGACAGCGAGGGGAAGGUGCUGGCCAAUUACGUGAUCCUGGACACAGAUGGCAAAGGGAGCUACUUAUCCCCUACCUACUUGCUGGUUACAUCCUCCGGCUUGGUCCAGUCCCUGGGAAGAACCAUACACUUCCCCAGAGGAGGUCUGCCCCCUACUGAAUCCAGCUGUUGGUUUGAUCCAGGUGUUCUGUGCAUUAGAGGAACUGAUCCACCCAUCGUGGUCACCGUCUUGCUGCCUCCUCUCUUCCUGCUCCUGUUGGGAAUUUGCCUUGCUUAUCUCAUCAGGCGCAGCGCCUUCUACCGCCAAAUCGCCCAGGGCUCCAAGAAGCUGCUGCUGAGCCUGGACGACCUCACUUUUGUGAACGCCAAGCUGAGCCGCAUGAGGCUGACCCUGGACAACCUCAGCCAGAGCAAGAGCCACUCCGAAGGCCGAAGCCUGAGGUCAGCGACUUGCUCCAUGAAGAGCGCAGCUGUGACCCAUGAAACCUCCAACGUGGCGAUCUAUGAGGGAGACUGGGUGUGGCUGAAGAAACCGCAGUGUGCAACCCCCGGGGAUCUUCGACUCCCGCCCACCUCUUGGUUGCGCAAGAUGAAGGACCUGCGUCACGAGAACCUGAAUUCCUUUCUCGGCCUGUUGUCCGACGGCAGCCUCUCAGCCAUCUUGAUGGAAUUCUGCUCCCGAGGAAGCCUGGAGGAUUUGCUACAGAAUACGGACCUCAAACUGGACUGGAUGUUUAAAUCCUCUCUCCUGAUGGACUUGAUUAAAGGAAUGAAAUAUUUACAACGCCAGGGUAUUCUCCACGGACGCCUGAAGUCUCGGAACUGUCUGGUGGACGGCCGGUUUGUGCUGAAGAUCACCGAUUACGGUUACAGUGAAUUUUUGGCAGCCCAACAGCCCUUAAAUAUUCAGCCACCAGCUGAAGAAUUGCUCUGGACAGCUCCGGAGCUGUUGAGAGAUCCGGGAAUGUUCCCAAAAGGCACCUUAAAAGCAGACGUGUACAGCUUUGCCAUUGUUGUGCAAGAAGUUGUCCUGCGGGGCCCUCCGUAUUGCACCUCACAGGUCUCAGCAGAAGAAAUUCUACGCAAGCUGAAGAAAUCUCCGCCCUUGUUCCGUCCCAAUGUUCCUCUGGAUAGCGCCCCUUUGGAGUGUAUCCAGCUGAUGAAGCAGUGCUGGGCGGAAGUGCCGGACAGGAGGCCCUCAUUCGAUGAGAUUUUUGAACAGUUUAAAACCAUCAACAAAGGCAAGAAGACCAACAUCGUUGACUCCAUGUUGAGGAUGCUGGAAGAGUAUUCAAGCAACCUGGAAGAUUUAAUCCGGGAAAGGACCGAGGAGCUGGAGAUCGAGAAGCUGAAGACGGAGAAACUGCUGACCCAAAUGCUUCCCCCGACGGUGGCGGAAACCCUGAAAACCGGAGCGACCGUCGAACCCGAGUACUUUGAUGAAGUCACCAUCUACUUCAGCGACAUCAUCGGCUUCACCACCAUCUCCGCCCUCAGUGAGCCCAUUGAGGUUGUGGAUCUUCUGAAUGACCUCUACACUCUGUUCGAUGCUGUCAUCAGCCAUCACGAUGUUUACAAGGUGGAGACCAUCGGCGAUGCCUACAUGGUGGCUUCAGGGCUCCCGGAACGAAACGGUCAGAGGCACGCUGCCGAGAUGGCCAACAUGGCCCUGGACAUCCUCAGCGCGGUGGGCUCUUUUACCGUGAAGCACCUUCCUGGCGUGCCCAUCAGGAUUCGGAUGGGACUGCACUCGG
Molecule: messenger RNA, 2944 nt
Organism: Gekko japonicus
Lineage: Eukaryota; Metazoa; Chordata; Lepidosauria; Squamata; Gekkonidae
Gene: GUCY2F
Product: guanylate cyclase 2F, retinal
Exons: 14
Biological process (GO): cGMP biosynthetic process; receptor guanylyl cyclase signaling pathway; protein phosphorylation
Molecular function (GO): protein kinase activity; peptide receptor activity; guanylate cyclase activity
Source: RefSeq, a predicted model, not a curated record